CGGCGGCCGGACCGACAUGGGUCCCAGGCCGGGAAAGGGCCGGAACAGCCGGACGAGACGAUCGUCCAGUCCGAUGACCGGAACCGCAGCGGGGGCGCUGAUGAACACCACCAACGCGACCAUGACGACGACGACCACCACCACCGCUUCGACUUCGGUCGUGGCUGGCUACGAACUGUACCAGAAGUCUCUGUUGGAGGUGCCGUGGCCGCACGCCGAGUACGGAGAGGCGUCCAGCGACGACUUGAGCUCCGAAUGGGACUCUGACGUACCCGAACCGCAACUCAACUCAAAGCAUUCCGGAUGGCGCAAACUCAGGAACAUUGUUCAGUGGACGCCGUUUUUUCAGACCUACAAAAAGCAGAGGUAUCCGUGGGUGCAGCUAGCCGGACACCAAGGUAAUUUCAAAGCCGGCCCGGAGCCCGGUACGAUUCUCAAAAAACUGUGUCCCAAGGAACAGUUGUGCUUCCAAGUGCUGAUGAAGGACAUAUUGAGACCGUUCGUGCCCGAGUACAAAGGACACUUGACCACCGACGACGGAGACCUAUACCUUCAACUAGAAGACUUGUUGGGCGACUUUACUUCGCCGUGCGUGAUGGACUGCAAGAUCGGCGUCCGAACGUAUCUGGAAGAAGAACUGGCGAAAGCGAAAGAGAAACCCAAGUUGAGAAAGGACAUGUACGAGAAAAUGAUUCAGAUCGACCCGAACGCGCCGUCGGAAGAAGAACACCGGCUGAAGGGCGUGACAAAGCCUAGAUACAUGGUUUGGAGGGAGACGAUUUCGUCGACGGCUACGCUGGGCUUCCGGAUCGAGGGGAUCAAGAAGAGCGACGGGAAAUCGAGCAAGGACUUCAAGACGACCAAGAGCAGGGAUCAAGUAAUCGAGGCGUUUCGAGACUUCGUCGCCGGUUUCCCGCACGUUAUCCCCAAAUACAUCAGCCGAUUGAGAGCAAUCCGAGACACGUUGGUGGAGUCCAAGUUUUUCACCACUCACGAGGUGAUUGGUAGUUCGCUGCUGUUCGUGCACGACAGCAAGAACGCCAACAUAUGGUUGAUCGAUUUUGCCAAGACGCUGAUACUUCCGCAGGAAACCAAGAUUAAUCACACGUCCGAGUGGGUGGUCGGCAACCACGAGGACGGUUACCUGAUCGGUAUCAACAACCUGUUGGACAUUUUCACCGAGAUGACCACGUUUCCGGUCACGCUCAUCGAAGUCACGGCCCCGUCCGAAGUCAUCUGAACAUCAACGCCUAUGCCAACCCACGUGUCACCCCUUUUCCCCGUCAUUGUAGCAUCGUCCGUCAGUCCCGCGAUCCAUUUCCAUUAUUGUGAUAUAUAUAAGUAAAAAAAAAAAAA
Molecule: messenger RNA, 1356 nt
Organism: Sipha flava (yellow sugarcane aphid)
Lineage: Eukaryota; Metazoa; Arthropoda; Insecta; Hemiptera; Aphididae
Gene: IP3K2
Product: inositol-trisphosphate 3-kinase B
Exons: 9
Coding region: 17-1240 (407 amino acids)
Biological process (GO): inositol phosphate biosynthetic process
Cellular component (GO): cytoplasm; nucleus
Molecular function (GO): inositol-1,4,5-trisphosphate 3-kinase activity; inositol tetrakisphosphate kinase activity
Source: RefSeq, a predicted model, not a curated record